AUGAGCACUUCUCUAGAAAUUAGUUCUUCACUGCGCAAAACUUGCGUUGUUUUUCUGAAGCCACGCAGAUCAAGACAUCGUGAAGCUCAACGGACGAACGGACUGAUCGAAGGUCACGCCUACAGCAUUGUUGACAUCAGAGAGGUUAAUCAAGGACGAAGAUCUACACUGCUGUUACGCCUAAGAAAUCCGUGGGGUAGAGGUGAAUGGAACGGACCGUGGAGUGAUAGGUCAUCAGAAUGGUGUUCUGUCCGUCUCUCGGAUAUGACGAUGGCAAGAGUCAUAGACGAUGGAGAAUUUUGGAUUUCCUUGAAAGAUUUUCAAGAACAGUUUGACGAGUUGGAAAUGUGUCACUUGUACCCGGAUGCGUUAUCCUCCGAGAUUGCAAGUGUAGAG
Molecule: messenger RNA, 396 nt
Organism: Gigantopelta aegis
Lineage: Eukaryota; Metazoa; Mollusca; Gastropoda; Neomphalida; Peltospiridae
Product: calpain-9-like
Exons: 5
Biological process (GO): proteolysis
Cellular component (GO): cytoplasm
Molecular function (GO): calcium-dependent cysteine-type endopeptidase activity
Source: RefSeq, a predicted model, not a curated record